Molecule: messenger RNA, 597 nt
Organism: Epithele typhae
Lineage: Eukaryota; Fungi; Basidiomycota; Agaricomycetes; Polyporales; Epitheliaceae
Exons: 2
Coding region: 1-597 (198 amino acids)
Source: RefSeq, a predicted model, not a curated record
AUGUCCGGAAAAGACGUGACUAUCGGCCGUCACGACGACUUUGUCGGGACCGACUCGAACAAAUACCGCAUCCCUGGCGCAGAAAUGGCGACGUCGGGCCACCACUUUAUCGCGAUCAACCCCGGAGGUGCGUCCACCACCAGACCUUCAAGCUCGUCGGCGACGAUUCUAACAUCCGUACGCCGCCCACCGCAGAGCCGCAACAACGGCAAUCCGACUCUGCGCGGGCGCAAGAGCAGACCUCGCCCCGCGAGAAGACCGCUUCCGUCCGAGAUCCUCGCCGAGCGCGCCGCGCACCCGCGCGCGCCGUCGCCCCCGCGGCACCUCCACGAGGCGCAGGAGCCGCUCACGCCCGCGCCCGACUCGCGAACGGUCGUCGACUCGGACCCGUUCGCGGAGCGCACCUGGGCGUCGGACACGCUUGGGGGCGCGACGAGCGCGGACGUGCACCGCGGGCUGGGGCGCCCCGGCGGAGGGAUGAGCAGCAAGGAGGCGCGGCACGACGGGAAGGCGCAUCGGGCGCGAGAGCGACAGGGCUUGGAGCAGUACGGGCGGGGGGAGCAUGCGUUGCCGCGGGAUGAGGACGACGAGGAGUGA